CCAGACAGCAAGAAGACCUCAUCUUGGCUGCCUCUCCUCCAAGCCCCCCCCCCUCCCCUAAAACUCAGCACCAUGGAAGGGGACAGCAGAGGAGGGCGCUGACCGAGCUGGCAAGCAUCGGCCCGCCUCCUAUGAGCACUGCAGUGGGGUUGCACGCUGACACCCCCCCCCCACCCACCCACACCUCCGUCUCUCUUCCUCUGUCUCCCCGGCUUUCUAAGAGGUCCCCGAGGCAAGAUCUGUUUCGGGGAAUCGUCCCUGCCAUCUCUUCUCCGGCUGGCCUCUCUCAGCUGGCCUUGGCUUCACGGCCAAACUCUGUGCUUUGAUUGCUAUGUCCUUGCCAGGAAGCCGAAGACCCUCGACGGGAUCCCGAAGCCGUGAGUUUUACGGAAGGAGUGGCUCAGCCUCCCUCUUUAAGUCUGCAACGGCCCCAGCCACUCCGACUGAGAAACAGCCUCUUCUUCCUGCCUCCAGGCGCCCCUCCCCGCCCGUCAGUAUGCGCGACACCUACGGCACCUCUUCGCUCAGCAGCAGCAGCAACUCCGGCUCCUGUAAGGGCAGCGACAGCAGUCCCACGCCAAGGCGCCCCGUGAAGUACCUCCUGUGUAGUGACAACCAUGGGAUCAAGCCCCCAACUCCUGAGCAAUACCUCACCCCCCUCCAGCAGAAAGAGGUCUGCAUCCGGCACCUGCGGGCCAGGCUGAGGGACACCCACGAGAGGCUGCAGGACAGGGAUGGCGAGAUUGAAGACCUGAAGACCCAACUCUCAAGGAUGCAGGAAGACUGGAUUGAGGAGGAAUGUCACCGAGUGGAGGCUCAGCUGGCCCUCAAAGAAGCCCGGAAGGAGAUUAAGCAGCUCAAGCAGGUCAUCGACACCGUCAAGAAUAACCUGAUCGAGAAAGACAAAGGCCUCCAGAAGUACUUCGUGGACAUCAACAUUCAGAACAAGAAGCUGGAAACGCUGCUGCACAGCAUGGAGGUUGCGCAGAACGGGACGGUCAAAGAGGAAGGGCAUGCCGAGUCAGCCGGGGGGUCCCCCGCACGCUCGCUCACCCGCAGUUCCACGUACACCAAGUUGAGUGACCAGGGAGCGACGGACAGGAACAUCGGCGGCUCUCAAACCAUCUCGGUGGACGACGGAGCCGAUAGUGGCUUUGUGGCUGCAGAGAACUCCUUGAGCCGGACAGAUUUGCUGGACCACAGCAGCCUCCUGUCCUCAGGUGUGGAGUGUGGCCCCGACGACGCCUCGUCCCUGCACACCUCCUACACCUUGGGGUCCCAGAUGCCCACCAGCUCCACAUACGAGAAACUGAUGGGAUCUCAGCAGAGCGUGGAAGCCGCCGUACAAGCUACCUGCAUGCAGGAACAAGCCAUCCAGACAGAUUUUGGACAUUACCAGCCAGAUCUCGACACCAUCUUGGAGAAAGUCAUGAAGUCUCAAGCGGGCAGCGUCGCCAGUCCCACCUCAGAAGAGUGGUGUCCCCAACUGCUCGAAUCCCACGGACAGGACGGCCCCCGACCCUUCUCAGCUGUCGUGAUCAAUGCCGGAGAACCCACCGAGAAGCCUGAUGGCCAUCCGGCCUCGCAAAACCCAGCUGUGCAUCAGCCGUGCAGCGCCAGCCCAUCCGUGAGCAUCGUCUGUACCCCUGAAGAUGAGGCAACCGAGCCAGGAGAGGACACCACAGAGGCAGAAGCCUUAGUCGAGCCCAAAACUUACUGGAGCCGCCACUUCCUUGUGGAUCUCUUGGCGGUGGUCGUGCCAGCUGUGCCUACAGUCGCCUGGCUGUGCCGUUCGCAGAGGAGGCAGGGGCAGCCCAUUUACAACAUCAGCUCUCUUCUAAGGGGCUGUUGCACCGUUGCCCUGCACUCGAUCCGGAAGAUCAGCUGCCGGUCGGUCACCAACAUAAACAGCUCCUGCUCUCAGCCAUAACUUCUUCCUUCUUCCCCGCCCGACCAGCUCUGUCAUGUGCACGCACAUCUGCUUUGUUGCCCUCAGAGCCAGCAGGGUUUAGGGGACCACGAUUGUAAAUCCCGUAUACGCACACUUGAAUUUCUCUUUCCCUGUUACCUGAUUUAUUUAGCGCACAGGCGGGCGACUUAACUGGCAUCCUUAUGUGCUGGAUCUUGAUUUAUGCAAAUAGCUUGGGAGAAGAAGCCAUCGCUGUGGUGACCCUGGCGCAGCGUGGACAGGAUAAAAACCGUCUUCUCCUUGCUGAGAAACCAUCUCCUUUCAGGGAUGCUGCUCUUGAAAACUCAGUUUUUGCUCUAGGAAACGUGUGUCGCGUUUCCUCCGCGAUUGGCUGACUCACUUCUCCCUCCUCUUAAUAUCUGAAUGUUUUUGAGUGAUGCAGAAAACGUUACUCCGUUGUCGCGGCCUCCCUCUUCUCUCUUUUUCCUGCUUUUUUUCAGGUUUCAUCCUCUAACCAGCCCUGAGUCUACCUCACCUUCCCUAAACCAUUUCCCAUUCUGCUUUAAGUACAGGUCCAUCUCUGUUCUUCACCCUACAGGAACCCGUCUUGCAGCAUGGCUGACUGGGGAAUUCUGGGAGUUGAAGUCCACCCAUCUUCCAGUUGCCAACUUUGAAAAACAGUGCAGUAGAAGAACGACGGUGUCUGAUUUGCAGAGAGGAGGCAGAGGCCAUGUUGAAAAGAUGUUUGCGACAGCAGCUCCCCAAAUUCCACUGGUUCCCUUUUCUACCCACCCACAAAUUUCCAGAGUCCUGACUUCAUCUUCUGCCUCUUUGCAAACUGGUGGCUUCUUUCCCUCGUUUCUUGUUAUCUAAGACAGAGAUCCCUAAUCCCCGGCCCACAGUCUGGACCCAGUCUGUAGCUCGUUGUGAACUGGGCUGCGCAAACAAUGGGCGAGUGCGCAAAUGUGUGAAGCUCCAUUUGUGAAAGCGGCGAGCACGCACGCAAAACCAUCCCCUGUCCUCACCACAACCGCCGUCGCCACUGCCAGUCUGGGGAUCCAGAAAGGUUGGGGAUCGCAGAUCUAAAAGAGAUACAACAGAGAACAAACCCCACUCCCUUCUAGCACGGAUGAUGUUACCAAGUUGGGUUCAUCAAACAUCUGCAAGAAAACAACCAAGCUCAGAGAACACCAAGGACCCCCCCACACACACACAGUCCUCCUCUUCACAAACCUUCCAGCACUAAUGAAGUUACCGGAUCAUGAAACCUCCUCCUCUUCCUCCUCCUUCUCCCCGCAAACCCCACUCUCUUCUGAUCAUGUUACCUGUUAGAGUCAUGAAACGCCUCCAAGGAAACCACCAAGCUCAAAAGACCACCAAGGACACUCUGGUUCAACCCCGAGCCACACAUAUUCUCUUCAUAUAAUGGUAUCUAAGAUGGUGCAGAAGUCUUGCAGGACCCCAAAUCUUUGACCUGGAUAUUUAGGGGCAGGGGGCAGGCUUGCUAGAAUAAUACGAACCCCAAUACUUUCUAGUUGACCCCAAUUCAAUAAUAGACACAGGGUUUGUGAAUCACUACAUUUAUAAGCUUGUUCCAUAUCCUUUACCAUCACCUGCCCUUUUGGUACAAAUACUGUCCUUAGUCAAACUACCCUGGUGUUUCUAGUGAAAAGAGUACACACCCAAUCCCCUUUGUAUUUUGCAUAAAAUUAGAAUGACCCUUCCUACGAAGAUCUGCCGUUUUGUAAUGCAAACUGUAGGCCAGCCUCCACAUCACGUCCACUGUUCGGAUUUCACUCUUCCCCCAGUCCUCCGUCUACUAGAGCUACUUGAUGUACCGUAGGAGAAAGGGGGGAAAAAAGCACACUCAGCACUUUGUUCAGAGAUUGUCUACUAUCACGUCGCCUCUUCCGAGGCUAACCCUUUGGCGAACCUUGCCUCAGAGGAGGUACCUUCCUGCAGAUACACGUUGCAACACGACGCUGCACCGUUUUCGAGGGAUACCUGGGAACGCAACGUCGGAGCAACACACGCGAGAGGAAAUGUAGUCAGGGGUUCCCCAUGCCCCGUUGACGCCAGCCCUCCUCUUGAGAAAUGUUUGUGCAAGAGGACUCGGGCGUCAUUCCCGUCACCUCCAAGAAUGUUGUGAAAUGUGUCGAAUCGUGAGCGCGGCGUGCAAGGGUGCCUGCGGAUGUGUCGCUCGCCCCCGUCACAUUCGUGAGACUUUCUGAACUGUUUGCUCUGAGCAUGCUCUGCUCUCCGCGUUUCGGAAAAUGCUCCCGGGAACGAAGAUCAAGAGAAGGCAGAGAUAUACCUCACGUGGAGCAACCUGCCGUCCCCUCCUGGGAGGGGAGGGGAGGGUCAAAGAAGCCCUUAAGUUUGUUGUUGUUUAGCUUUGCACUAUGUUCACUUUUGGCAAACUUGAACGCUGCUGUCCUGGUUGAUCGGCGGGAGCGGGUUCCAGUGGUGGGCUGCUCUCCUCAGCGAUGCUAACCCUGUCUUUGUAAAACUGGAGAGGCUAACUAUGGAGCAGGCUCCAGCGUACUGUGUGCCCCCACACUGGUUGCGACUUCUGCCCAUCCGGUAGGCAAGAAUGUUGAUGCAACCCUUCAGUACAUCAAGGCCUGGACAUGGACCGUUAUCGUAGUACUGGCCUAGGAAAAUGUGCCUCCUUUGGAUUUCCAUUGUUUGCUUGUAACGUGUAGAACAAACGAUCAAGGGAGUAGAGAAACUGACUAGG
Messenger RNA from Pantherophis guttatus, 4649 nucleotides. NCBI's taxonomy places the organism in Eukaryota, Metazoa, Chordata, Lepidosauria, Squamata, Colubridae. The record is from RefSeq and is a predicted model, not a curated record.